AUGUCGAUGAUCAACAGAAUUGCAUUGAGAUCUGUCCGCCCUUCAAUGGGAAUGGCUUUUCGCCAAGCACCAUACCUUUCCACCCCAGUUGAUCCAAAACAAAAGGCCCAAUCCAUUGUUGACGCCAUUCCAGGUACAAAUUUGUUGUCAAAAACUGGUAUUUUGGCCACCUCUGCAGCAGCAGCUGUUUACGGAUUGUCCAAUGGUUUGAUUAUUAUACACGAUGAAUCUAUCUUGGUUUUGACAUUCACAAUCUUUUCAGCCUUGGUUGUUAAAUUCAUCGCCCCAUUGUACACCGAAUGGGCCGACGGAGAAGUCAAGAAAGUAAACGAUUUGUUGAACGGAGCCAGAAACAAGCAUAUCCAAGCCGUCGAAGACAGAAUCCAAUCUGUUGGAGAAUUGAAAGAUGUUGUUUCCCAAACCAAAGAUUUGUUUAACUUGUCUAAAGAAACUGCUCAAUACGAAGCUAAGGCAUUCGAAUUGAAGCAAAAAUUAGAGGUUGCAUCAGAGGCAAGAAACGUUUUGGACUCAUGGGUCAGAUUUGAACAACAACAAAGACAAAUUGAACAAGAGCAAUUGGCCAACUCUGUUAUUGAAAAAGUUAACAAGGAAAUUGAAAAUCCAAAAUUCCAAGACAAGGUAUUGCAAGAGGCUAUUGCUGAGGUUGAGAAAUUGUUUAACAAAUCUAAAUAG
Lodderomyces margitis is the source of this 693-nucleotide messenger RNA. RefSeq names its product F1F0 ATP synthase subunit 4 (gene ATP4). Gene Ontology annotation, biological process: proton motive force-driven ATP synthesis. NCBI's taxonomy places the organism in Eukaryota, Fungi, Ascomycota, Pichiomycetes, Serinales, Debaryomycetaceae. The transcript has 2 exons. Gene Ontology annotation, molecular function: proton transmembrane transporter activity. The record is from RefSeq and is a predicted model, not a curated record. The coding region runs from base 1 to 693 and encodes 230 amino acids.